Molecule: messenger RNA, 766 nt
Organism: Humulus lupulus (European hop)
Lineage: Eukaryota; Viridiplantae; Streptophyta; Magnoliopsida; Rosales; Cannabaceae
Product: hydrophobic protein RCI2B-like
Exons: 3
Coding region: 232-405 (57 amino acids)
Cellular component (GO): membrane
Source: RefSeq, a predicted model, not a curated record
GAACCGCGUAUAUGAUUCUUCAAAUACAACCAAUAAGACACCACCACGUAUCACCUCAUUACCUCUAUAUAAUGACCACGCUCAGGUCUAUAAACUACCAAUACUAACCAAAGCAGUUUAUAGUUUUAUAUUGACUACUGAGAGAGUGAGUUAUUAUUAUUAGGCUCUAAUCUAUUCCUACAGUUUCUGCGUAUAAUUUUCUCGAGAAUAAUCCCAAGAAAGUGACAGAAAAUGCCGAGCGAGGGCACACUUACCUGCAUAGACAUCCUUUUGGCCAUCAUCUUGCCACCUCUUGGUGUCUUCCUUAAGUUUGGAUGCCAGGUCGAAUUCUGGAUCUGUUUGGUGCUGACUUUGUUUGGAUAUCUUCCUGGGAUUAUCUAUGCCAUUUAUGCAAUCACCAAGUGAAACUCAUUUUAGAGUUUCAUCGACUACUUUGAAGACCAUGUUUGUCUGGUCGUUAUUGUUUAUGGGUUUAUUUUAAACCGUUGGAUGGACAGUACUUGUAAAGUAAUGAACAAUUGAUUCUUCAUCUAGAGUGAAUGUGUCAGUAUCAGAUAUUGUGCUUCUUCAGUUUAUUUUUAUUCAUUUUUUUUCUUCUCUAUGUUUAUUUGCUGUAAGGUUUGGUUGUUGGCUCUACCACAAGGGCUUUUGAUAAUGGGGUCUAUGGUCAUUGUCAAAUUAGGAUUUUUAUUUAAUAUUAAAAUGUAAUUGUUUUGUUAUCCAUAUUAAUUUGUCUUUGGAGGAAAUAUAUCAUCGUUUUUCGUAA